GAGACGCUAAGAUCUGAAGGCCGCUGUGGUACAUAGAAAGAUGUUACACCAGUGUGUUUAAAAAUAUAUAAAUAUUUUGGAAGGGUAAACAUGAGGGUCCCUGUAUUUGAGGAGGUAAAAGAUGAGAUUGAAGAGGAAAGAACAGGGGAAGACGAAAAUGAAGAAGACAAGGUCUUCCUUAAGCCUGUAAUUGAAGACCUGAGCAUGGAAUUGGCCAGAAGAUGCACUGAACUCAUUAGUGAUAUCCAUUAUAAAGAAGAGUAUAGAAAGUCUAAGGACAAGUGUACUUUUGUGACUGACACGCCUAUGCUAAGCCAUGUGAAAAAUAUUGGCACUUUUAUUUCUGAGGCAAAAUACAAAGGCACCAUUAAGACAGAUCUUUCCAACUCUCUGUAUAAGCAGAUGCCAGCCACAAUUGAGAGUGUUUUUGCAAGAGAAGUGACCCAGCUUCAGAGUGAGGUUGCCUACAAGCAGAAACAUGAUGCUGCCAAAGGAUUCUCAAAUUAUGCCCACAUGAAGGAGCCCCCUGAGGUCAAACACGCCAUGGAGGUCAAUAAACACCAGAGUAAUAUUUCUUAUAGAAAAGAUAUACAGGACACCCACACGUAUAGCGCGGAGCUCGACAGACCGGAUAUCAAGAUGGCAACUCAGAUCUCCAAGAUCAUAAGCAAUAUUAAAUACAAAGAAAAAUUUGACAAUGAAACGAAGGAUAAGAAACACCAAUACAAUCCACUUGAAAGUGCUUCUUUUAGGCAAAAUCAGUUUGCCUCUAUGCUGGCAAGUAAUGUGAAGUACAAGAAAGACAUUCAAAGUAUGCAUGAUCCGGUUUCAGAUCUCCCAAAUGUGUGGUUUUUAGACCAUGCUUUGAAAGUCAGCAAACUGCUCAGUGGACGAGAAUAUAAAAAGGUCUUUGAGGAAAACAAGGGAAUGUAUCAUUUUGAUGCAGAUGCUACAGAACACCUGCACCAUAAAGGCAAUGCCACCCUCCAGAGUCAGGUUAAAUACAAAGAAGAAUAUGAAAAAAAUAAAGGAAAGUCGAUGCUUGAAUUUGUUGAGACACCAUCAUAUCAAGCUUCAAAGGAGGCUCAAAAGAUGCAAAGUGAGAAAGUUUAUAAAGAAGAUUUUGAGAAGGAGAUUAAAGGAAGGUCAUCACUGGAUUUAGACAAGACUCCAGAAUUUUUACAUGUAAAGUACAUCACCAACCUUCUGAGGGAGAAAGAAUAUAAAAAAGAUUUGGAAAAUGAAAUAAAAGGCAGAGGAAUGGAUCUCAAUUCAGAAGUUCUUGAUAUUCAAAGAGCAAAGCGAGCAUCUGAAAUGGCUAGUGAGAAAGACUAUAAAAGAGAUCUGGAGACUGAAAUUAAAGGGAAAGGAAUGCAGGUGAGCACAGACACUCUCGAUGUCCAGAGAGCUAAGAAGGCAUCCGUGAUGGCCAGCCAGAAACAAUAUAAGAAAGACUUAGAAAAUGAAAUUAAAGGGAAAGGAAUGCAAGUGAGCAUGGAUAUCCCAGAUAUACUUCGAGCCAAGAGGGCAUCUGAAAUCUAUAGUCAGAAAAAGUAUAAAGAUGAAGCAGAGAAGAUGCUUUCUAACUAUUCUACUGUGGCAGAUACUCCUGAAAUUCAGAGAAUUAAGACAGCGCAACAAAACAUCAGUGCGGUAUUUUAUAAGAAAGAAAUAGGAGCUGGAACAGCAGUAAAAGACACUCCAGAGAUUGAACAAGUGAAGAAAAAUCAGCAGAAUAUUAGUUCAGUGAAAUACAAAGAAGAGAUUAAACAUGCAACAGCCAUUUCUGAUCCUCCAGAGCUGAGGCGAGUUAAAGAAAACCAGAAGAACAUCAGCAAUCUCCAGUAUAAAGGGCAACACUACAAGGCCACUCCAGUCAGGAUGACUCCAGAGAUAGAGAGAGUGAGGAGAAACCAGGAGCAGCUGAGUGCGGUAAAAUACAAAGGAGGGAUUAUGCAGGGAACUGCAAUUUCUGAUCCACCAGAGCUGAAGAGAGUGAAAGAAAACCAGAAGAACAUCAGCAAUGUGUUUUAUAAAGCUCAGCUGGGAAGAGCUACCGCUUUAAGUGUAACUCCUGAAAUGGAAAGAGUAAAGAAGAAUCAAGAACAUAUUAGCUCGGUAAAAUAUACCCACGACCACAAACAGAUGAAAGGUAGACCAAGUCUGAUUUUAGAUACACCUGCUCUGAGACAUGUUAAGGAAGUCCAAAAUCAUAUUUCAAUGGUAAAAUACCACGAAGAUUUUGAAAAGACGAAGGGGAGGGGCUUCACGCCUGUUGUGGAUGACCCUGUGACAGAGCGAGUGAGGAAGAAUACCCAGGUGGUCAGCGAUGCUGCCUAUAAGGGUGUCCAUCCUCACAUCGUGGAGAUGGACAGGAGACCCGGAAUCAUUGUUGACCUCAAAGUUUGGCGCACAGAUCCUGGCUCCAUCUUCGACAUCGAUCCCCUGGAAGACAAUAUUCAGUCUAGAAGCCUACAUAUGCUCUCCGAAAAGGCAAGUCACUAUAGGCAACACCGGUCCCGAUCUCAUUCCAGCAGUACUUUUGGUACAGGUCUGGGAGAUGACAAGUCAGAAAUCUCAGAGAUGUACCCUAGCUUUUCAUGCUGCAGUGAGGUAACAAGACCAUCUGAUGAAGAAG
Carlito syrichta (Philippine tarsier) is the source of this 2638-nucleotide messenger RNA. It is a transcript of the gene NEBL, whose product is annotated as nebulette. The transcript is spliced from 24 exons. Gene Ontology annotation, cellular component: Z disc. NCBI's taxonomy places the organism in Eukaryota, Metazoa, Chordata, Mammalia, Primates, Tarsiidae. The record is from RefSeq and is a predicted model, not a curated record. The annotation marks the transcript as partial. Gene Ontology annotation, molecular function: actin filament binding. Gene Ontology annotation, biological process: cardiac muscle thin filament assembly.